Molecule: messenger RNA, 2502 nt
Organism: Capsella rubella
Lineage: Eukaryota; Viridiplantae; Streptophyta; Magnoliopsida; Brassicales; Brassicaceae
Product: probable serine/threonine-protein kinase DDB_G0276461
Exons: 8
Coding region: 223-2241 (672 amino acids)
Biological process (GO): protein phosphorylation
Cellular component (GO): cytoplasm
Molecular function (GO): protein serine/threonine kinase activity; ATP binding
Source: RefSeq, a predicted model, not a curated record
UUUGCCGCUUUCUUCUUCUCGUCUCCAUCUUCUUCAUCAUCUCUCUAUCUCUGUCCCCAAAGUCGCUCUUUCUUACGCAAAAGCGAACGCAGAUCUUAAUGCAGCUACUUUGAUUUCGAUUUCUGGGUUACAUAACUUUUUGGUGAUUGGAUUUGCUCUUUUUGGUUUGAUCAGCAUCUGGGUUUUUUGCAAAGCAUUCAUAUUACUUCCACUGAUUCAAACAUGUGGAAGUUUAAACCGUUUGCUCAGAAAGAACCUGCGGGUCUCGAAGGUCGAUAUCUUGAAAUAGGAAAUCUAAAAGUUCAGGUUAGAAACGUCAUUGCGGAAGGAGGUUUCUCCAGCGUUUACUUAGCUCAGGAUGCAAAUCACGCGUCAAAGCAAUACGCUUUGAAGCACAUCAUAUGCAAUGAUGAGGAGUCCCUUGAACUUGUAAUGAAAGAGAUCUCGGUUCUGAAAUCUCUCAAGGGACAUCCUAAUGUCGUCACACUCUUUGCUCAUGGCAUCUUGGAUAUGGGGAGAAAUAAAAAAGAGGCUCUUUUGGCUAUGGAAUUAUGCGGUAAAUCUCUUGUGGAUGUGCUUGAGAACAGAGGGGCGGGUUAUUUUGAAGAGAAACAAGCCCUUACAAUUUUCAGAGAUGUGUGUAACGCUGUCUUUGCAAUGCAUUGUCAGUCCCCGCGCAUAGCUCACAGAGACUUGAAGGCUGAGAAUCUUCUAUUGUGCUCAGAUGGGCAGUGGAAGCUAUGCGAUUUCGGAAGUGUUUCGACAAAUCACAAGAUUUUUGAAAGAGCAGAAGAGAUGGGCAUUGAAGAAGAUAAUAUAAGAAAAUACACAACACCAGCAUAUAGGGCUCCUGAGAUGUGGGAUCUCUUUCGAAGGGAGAUGAUAAGCGAGAAGGUCGAUAUAUGGGCUCUUGGAUGUCUCUUGUUUCGGAUUUGCUAUUUUAAAAGCGCAUUUGAUGGAGAAUCAAAGCUGCAGAUUUUAAAUGGGAACUAUCGUAUUCCAGAAUCCCCUAAAUACAGUGUAUUUGUUACGGAUCUCAUCAAAGAUAUGCUUCAAGCUUCACCUGAUGAACGACCAGAUAUUACACAGAUUUGGUUUCGUGUCAACGAGCAGCUUCCUUCUAAUUUACAGAAGUCAUUACCUGAUCGACCACCUGAAAUGCAAUCUGCUGGAGUCCAUGAUGGUGUAUCAAAAUCAGCAAAUAAAUCUUCUUCAGGACCUCGCAGAAGUCCGCCACCGCCACCACCGUCGUCUGGAGAAUCAGAUAGUGGAGGACCGCUUGGUGCCUUUUGGGCGACUCAGCACGCUAAAACCUCUGUCGUAUUAGAAGAAAACAAAAGCAUGCCUAAAUUUGAUGAACCAAACAGCCACAACAGUAACACAUCUAAAUCUGAAAGAGUUCGUGUGGAUAGUCAUCAUCCCAAAAAGCCUAGUCCUGUGAGAGGAGAGGCUCGUGGUAUGCAAAGAAAUAAAGAUCUUGAAUCUACGGUUUCUCAGAAGGAUACAAGUCCUGCUGCAACCAAUAACAGGACAAGAGUGUCCAAAGAUGAUGCCUUUAACUCGUUUGUUGCUGACUUUGAUACCGCGAAGCUUGAUAAUGGUAAUAAACCCGGAAAAGAAGAGGCGUUGGUAGCUGAGAUAGAGAGGUUAAAAGAUGAGUUGAAGCAAACAAAUCUAGAGAAGGCUGAGAUAACAGCUAAGUUUGAAAAGCUUUCUGCUAUCUGCAGAUCGCAGAGGCAAGAGUUGCAGGAUCUCAAACAAACACUUGCCUCCAAAAGUGCUUCACCAUCACCGAGCAGAGACUCAUCACAAAAUCAACCCUCUCCAGGGAUGCAUUCUAUUUCAUCAACUCCACCGAGAGAAAAGAUGGAAGGAACUAUGUGGGAACUUCAAAAGGACAGAUCUGAUUGGUCAACUGGAAGCUCGGAUCCAAAUUCAUGGCAACCUUUUAGUGAUGGUGUGAAACCCGUGUUGGAGUCUGCAUCGAAGGGUAACAGUAAUACGAUGAAUCAGUCUGUGAGAACUAGAAGUAAACCGGCUUCUGCUGCAGGUACCCAAGGUUUUGAUGCAUGGGGUUUUGAGACAGAAUCUUUCAGAGCUGCUACACCAUCUCCAGCAGCUACUUCCGCUUCUGCAACACAAAGAUCUAUGGGUUCAGGAAACAGUGCACAGAGAUAUGGGAGCUCAAAGAUGAGAGAUAACCAGAAAACAGCUCAACCUGCUGGAUGGGCUGGCUUCUAAAAAUCACUCGAUGCUCAUUACUAUUUAUUCCUCUUGCAAAAACAGCAGCUUCGUAUUGCGACUAAAGAAUCUUAAAUAUUUUUGUAGAUGAUGAUCAAACCUGUGCUGCUAAAUAUACCCACCCAUAUAUCUAGUAUUUUUUUUAUGUAGAUCCUGAAACUUGAUUACUCUACACAUCUGGUUUUUGGGGUUAUGUAUAAUGCAUUUCUGAGCCGUGUACCUCAUGCUUUUAAAUUAUGGAAUGAAUGAAUAUUUCUUCUU